GCUCCGACAGCUUUCCCAGAGUCCAUUGGCACCAAGCCGAAAUGGGAUGCUUGUUCCAUCCCGUCCGUGUGGGUCCGACCUCCCGUAUUCGGAGCGCACUCGACAUCGUGAACGCCGACCCUCGCUCUCCUUUCCUCCCCCGUUCUCUCUCCAUAUAAAACAAAACGCUGCCGCUCCUCCUGGGGGUUUAUUUCCUCUCCAAUCACCGAUCCAAGUCGUCAGGAACGAGGCGCCAUGGAGGACCCCCUCGAUGCCCUGCGAUCCCUAAUGGCCUCCCACUCCCCUCCUCUCCACGCCCUCGUCGUCCCGUCCGAAGACAACCACCAGAGUGAAUAUGUCUCCGCGAGGGACAAAAGGCGCGCCUUCGUUUCUGGAUUCACUGGAAGUGCUGGUUUGGCUCUUAUAACAAUGAAUGAGGCAUUGCUGUGGACCGAUGGGCGGUAUUUCUUACAGGCAACACAACAGCUGACCGACCGGUGGAAACUCAUGCGAAUUGGAGAAGACCCAUCAGUCGAAAUUUGGAUAGCUGAUAAUCUACCAAGCGAUGCCAUUGUGGGAAUUGAUCCCUGGUGUGUAUCUGUAGAAACUGCUCAGAGAUGGGAGCAGGCUUUCUUAAAGAAAAAACAGAAAUUAUUUCAGUUGUCUUCUAACUUGGUUGAUGAAGUAUGGAAAGACCGGCCUUCAGCUGAUAUUCUACCUGUAACUAUACAUCCAUUAAAAUUCUCGGGCCGUACUGUAGCAGAAAAAUUGAAGGAUCUGAGAAAAAAACUUAAAGUGGAAAAAGCUAAUGCUAUUAUCGUCACUGCUCUUGACGAGGUUGCUUGGUUAUAUAAUGUUCGAGGAAAUGAUGUAGCCUACAAUCCAGUCGUACAUGCAUAUGCCGUAGUUACAUCUGAGUCUGCAUUCUUUUAUGUGGACAAGAGAAAGAUCUCUUCUGAGGUAUUCUGCUUUAUGGAUGAAAAUGGAAUUGAAAUCCGGGAAUACAGUACAGUUGAUUCAGAUGUAAGCUUGCUUGCAUCUGGGCGGCUAAAGUAUUCAUCAGAUACUAGGGACUCUCAAAGUGAUGUUCAGAAAGCUGGAAAAGUUGAUUCACAUGUGACAGGAAAUGUUGAUAACACAGUGGAAGAAAAGAAACAUAAUAUGAUAUGGAUUGACCCAAGUUCAUGCUCUCUUGCCUUGUACUCAAAGCUCAUGCCUGAUCGGGUUUUCAUGCAGCAAUCACCUUUGGCCCUUGCAAAAGCUAUUAAGAAUCCUACUGAGCUGGAUGGCUUAAGAAUGGCACAUAUUCGAGAUGGUGCAGCUGUUGUACAAUUUCUUGUUUGGCUGGAUAAUCAGAUGCAAGAGAUUUAUGGAGCUUCUGGUUACUUCUACGAAUCAGAGGGAACACAUAAGAGAAAACAUUUGGAUUCUAUGAAACUAACAGAGGUAUCUGUGAGUGAUAAAUUGGAGGGCUUCCGUGCAAAGCAAGAGAAUUUCAAAGGAUUAAGUUUCCCAACGAUUUCAUCAGUUGGUCCUAAUGCAGCAGUUAUUCAUUAUUCGCCAGAGUCAAAUACAUGCGCUGAACUUGAUGCUAACAGCAUUUAUCUAUUUGAUUCAGGGGCGCAGUAUUUAGAUGGAACGACUGAUAUAACAAGAACUGUGCAUCUUGGGAAACCUUCAUCUCAUGAGAAAUCGUGCUUUACUGCUGUCCUCCAAGGCCAUAUUGCUCUAGAUACUGCUAAAUUUCCUAAUGGAACAACUGGUAAGGCCAAUUUGAUGAAACCUAAAACUUGCAUGUUGAGUUUCUCCCAAAUAGCCUAUGUGGAAGCAUUGCUCAUUACAGGACAUGCUCUUGAUAUUCUUGCUCGGAUCCCGUUGUGGAAGGAUGGCCUCGAUUAUCGACAUGGUACUGGUCAUGGAAUUGGAUCUUAUCUAAAUGUUCAUGAAGGCCCUCAUCUAAUUAGCUUUAAACCUCAUGCUCGGAAUGUGCCGCUGCAAGCAUCAAUGACUGUGACUGAUGAGCCUGGUUAUUAUGAAGAUGGAAACUUCGGUAUCAGAUUAGAGAAUGUUCUUAUAGUUAAAGAAGCCAGCACGAAAUUCAAUUUUGGUGAAAAGGGCUAUUUAGCAUUUGAGCAUAUAACGUGGGCGCCAUACCAGAAAAAACUGAUGGAUUUGACCCUGCUGAUGCCAGAAGAGAUUGAAUGGGUAAAUUCUUACCAUGCUGAGUGCAGAAAAGUUUUGGCACCGUACCUGAAUGAGCAGGAGAUGGAAUGGCUGAAGAAGGCCACUGAACCCAUCCAUGGAAGUGCGUGAACUGCUUGAGGCUUUUUCAUCUGCUUGCUGCUCCAUGCGUGCCCAAUGGAGCCAAAUUAUCUGGAAGAAUUCUCAUCAGCUAUGAGCUGUUGUCUUUAGACAAUAUAUGCUGUAACUAUCUGUAGAAUUGGUUGCGUAGAUAGAUUCAUAUGACAUAUUAUAUUGAUUGGUGGAAAUCUGACAAACAAUUUGGACUGGCUUGUCUCUUAUAAUCAUCGAAAUGUGGGGAUUAUCCCUUCUUUGAAAAGGGUGUUAAGAACAAAGGAAUUCUCUUGCAUCAAUUUUUUGCAACAAUAAAUAUUGAAUUAUCAGUGGAAA
Molecule: messenger RNA, 2610 nt
Organism: Elaeis guineensis (African oil palm)
Lineage: Eukaryota; Viridiplantae; Streptophyta; Magnoliopsida; Arecales; Arecaceae
Source: RefSeq, a predicted model, not a curated record